AUGUCGUACGAGAGGAGCGAGAGCAUGGUCACCACGAUAGCUACGAUCACGAUUCCCAUGAUCGGCCUACGCACGGCGACGAAGGAGGGGAGCUGCUGGGCGUCGCCGGGGGCACGGGCCAUGGCCCACAGCACGCGGGCCAUGGAGGCCAUCGUCACGUUGAACGACCAGAGGGUGGUGGAGAUGAAGAGGGACCAUUGGAUGUCGGUGAAGGCCGGGACGUCGCCGAGGCGGUCCCACUGGAGGCCGCCCAUGAUCGGGAGGGCGAUGAACUCGGCGAGGAACGGGGAGAGGAUGAAGAAGAGGAAGAUGAGCGACAGGCGCGUGACCCACGAGAUGCCCCACAUGUUGAUCAGCAUGAUGAUGAACACGAAGCCAAACUUGAUCGCAAACGCCUCGCCGUCCGUCAGAUCGUCCUGUGUAGGCGAUGACGAGGAUGGGGUAGAGGGCCAUGGAGGCGAAGGCGGAGACGAGGUAGUUGAAGGCGUUGAUCCACCCGAUGAAGGGCCCAAAGGCGCGCUGCACCCACACGAUGUUGCCGCCGGACCAGAGGACGGGCACGAGGAAGAGGGCGACGAGGGUGAUGACGGGGCCGGCGGCGCCGACCGACGGUUCGAUACCGAAGGGACCGCCGCAGGUGAAGAAAUACGUCAGCAUGGCCAGCUGGAACGCAUUAAUGUACCGGCGGAUUUCUUGUGA
Molecule: messenger RNA, 699 nt
Organism: Acanthamoeba castellanii str. Neff
Lineage: Eukaryota; Discosea; Longamoebia; Acanthamoebidae
Exons: 6
Coding region: 1-699 (232 amino acids)
Source: RefSeq, a predicted model, not a curated record